Molecule: messenger RNA, 878 nt
Organism: Musa acuminata subsp. malaccensis (wild Malaysian banana)
Lineage: Eukaryota; Viridiplantae; Streptophyta; Magnoliopsida; Zingiberales; Musaceae
Source: RefSeq, a predicted model, not a curated record
GGCAUUAUGGUCAGUUGACGCAGAUCGAUAAAGAAACAGGGGACAAAAGCCACCGUCGCGUUCCCAAGUCUCACGUUGUCCACCCAGCCUUCAGCCGCCGUCGCCGGCGCUAACCCACUCGCUUCAGUGCCACCCCCGCGGCUCCACGGUCAAGUCCUGCCUCUUACCGCGGGCCAGUCGCUGCCCUCUUUGCCUACGAGUCGUCGAUCAGGUGUAAAAAAUGGCAUGCGGUGGAGCUGUUGUCCAAGUGCCCAACCUUGGCUUUGGUUCACAAAAAAAGUUCUACCUUCAGAGAUACAAAAUGACACAGAAGUAUUCACCCAGAUACCGAAGUAUUCGAGCAGUACAGGAAAAUGAGGGCCCACGAAGACUAAUUGACAUCAUUCGCCUCAUCCCAGAUGCCUCAAGGAAUUACUUCAGAAGCCGUCCUCGCAGAGCACUUUUUGGUGGUAUCUCAUUGUUGGGUGGCUUUUAUGUUGCACAAACAAUUUCUCUGUCAUUUGGUGCUUUGGGUGUGAAUGAUGUAAUUGCUGCAGUGGUAUGUGUUCUUCUUACUGAGUAUGUGACCAGAUUUUACUACAGUCGGCCCAAAGUAACCUUUCCUAUUGCGCUACUAAACAAUUUCAAGAUGGGAUUCACAUAUGGGCUUUUCAUUGAUGCUUUCAAGCUUGCUAGUUAAGAUGGAAUUCCCAAAUAGAAGCCUAAUUCUCAUUCAUUCAGUAUGUAAGCCUUGCUUAAUGUUAAAAGGUUUCGAUUCAGUAUGGAGCUUGGAAGUGCAGAAGGAUGUAGGCAGCUAGUGUUGCUUCUAUUUCAUGGCUAUUGUAUAUGCAAUGGGCAUUCUCAUAUAUUUAUACAUAUCUGGUUCCUUGUCUUGGAAA